AUGGCUGCUGGCAGCUCUACCUGGUGGUUGGCCAAUAUCCCACGCCAGGGCAAAUCUGCUUUUGGAGCCGCCGACUACAAGGUUUACCGCAACGUGAAGGAUUACGGGGCCAAGGGAGACGGAAGUACCGACGACACCGUCGCCAUCAACAAUGCCAUCACAGAUGGUCAGCGAUGCGGCCAGGGUUGCGAUUCGUCCACCACCACACCCGCUCUGGUCUACUUCCCUCCCGGUACAUAUGUCGUCUCCAAGCCCAUCAUCCAGUACUACUACACUCAGCUCGUCGGCGACGCCGUCAGCGUGCCUACUCUCAAGGCCGCAGCCAACUUUGCUGGCAUCGCCGUCAUUGAUUCCGACCCUUAUGACAACACGGGCAACAACUGGUACACGAAUCAAAACAACUUUUUUCGCCAAGUGCGCAACUUCAAGAUUGAUCUCACUGGCCUGCCCAAGUCCACCGGCACGGGUAUCCAUUGGCAGGUCGCUCAAGCCACGUCGUUGCAGAACAUUGAAUUCAAUAUGAUUCAGGACAGGUCGUCCGACAACAAGCAGCAAGGCCUCUUCAUGGAGAAUGGCUCUGGCGGUUUCAUGUCGGAUCUGGUGUUCAAUGGCGGCGCCCUAGGUGCCUUUCUGGGCAACCAGCAGUUCACCACUCGCAACCUCAAGUUUAACAACUGCAACACUGCCAUUUACAUGAACUGGAACUGGGUCUGGACCUUUCACGGAGUCUCCAUCAACAACUGCGGUACGGGCAUCAACAUGGCGAACGGAGGCAACGUCCAAACAGUCGGGUCCAUUGUCCUGGCCGACAGUACCAUCUCCAACACCCCCGUCGGCAUCACCACCGUUUACGAUCCCCAGCAGUCUGGCACCAACGGAACUCUUGUCUUGGACAACGUGGAUAUGACCCGCAACGUCCCCGUCGCUAUUCAAAACAACGACAACAAGGCGACCAUUCUUGCCGGAAAUGCCCUAAUCAGCUCCUGGGCUCAGGGUCGAUCCUAUACCGGUGCUACUGGCCAGGCUGGGCAGGGACCUCGAAGAUCCGUCCCCAAGCCGGCUGCUCUUACUGACAGCACUGGCAGAAUCGUCACCCGAAGCAAGCCCCAGUACAAUGACGUUGCCGCUUCCAGCUUUGUAUCUGUCAAGUCCAAGGGCGCCAAGGGUGACGGAAAGACGGACGACACCGCGGCCAUUCAGGCGGUGUUCAACAACGUUGGUCCCAACCAGGUCGUCUACUUUGACCACGGCGCCUACGUCGUCACCGACACCGUCAGAGUCCCGAAGAAUGUCAAGAUUGUUGGCGAGAUCUGGCCUCUCAUCCUUGCUGGCGGCAACUCCAACUUCAAGGACAUGUCAAAACCCAAGCCCGUGUUCCAGGUUGGCCGGAAGGGUGAUGUCGGCAACGUUGAGAUUCAGGACCUCAUGUUUGAGACGCAAGGUCCCCAACCCGGCGCCAUCCUCAUGGAGUUUAAUGUGGCUGGUCAGUCGCAGGGGUCGGCUGCCUUGUGGGAUGUCCACUUUCGUAUUGGCGGCUCUGCGGGAACCCAGCUCCAGUCGGACAAGUGCAGCAAGACUCCCAAUGUCCAGACCCGACCCGACCCUCAGUGCAUCGGUGCCUUCAUGCUGGUGCACGUCACCUGCUCCGCCAGCGCCUACUUUGAGAACACGUGGUUCUGGGUUGCGGACCACGAGCUCGAUCUCGGCGACCACAACCAGAUCAACAUCUACAAUGGCCGCGGUGUCCUGAUUGAGAGCUCCAAGGGUGCUUGGUUCUGGGGCACCUCGUCUGAGCACAGCCAGCUGUACAACUAUCAGCUCACCAAUGCCUACAACGUCUACAUGGCGCUGAUCCAGACGGAGACGGCCUACAUGCAAGGCAACCCCGACGCGCGUGUUCCCUUUACGGUCAACAGCAGGUACUCGGACCCCGACUUCUCCCACUGCAGCGGUGCUAAGUGCGCGCGCACCUGGGGCCUUCGCGUCCAGAACUCGAGCAACGUUUUCGUUUACGGCGGUGGCUUGUACAGCUUCUACGAUAACUACGGACAGGACUGCGUCAGCGCCAACAACUGCCAGGACAACAUGGUGUCGAUUGAGAACUCCAAGGUGGAAAUGUUUGGCAUUAGCACCAAGUCUAGUAUCACCAUGGUGACUCUGAAUGGCCAGGCAACCGCCAAGGAUGCUGACAAUCGCAACAACUUUUGCGCCGCGAUUGCCGCCUUUGAAUCAUAG
Molecule: messenger RNA, 2235 nt
Organism: Ustilaginoidea virens
Lineage: Eukaryota; Fungi; Ascomycota; Sordariomycetes; Hypocreales; Clavicipitaceae
Exons: 1
Coding region: 1-2235 (744 amino acids)
Source: RefSeq, a predicted model, not a curated record